Racocetra persica is the source of this 730-nucleotide messenger RNA. NCBI's taxonomy places the organism in Eukaryota, Fungi, Glomeromycota, Glomeromycetes, Diversisporales, Gigasporaceae. The record is from the annotation of a GenBank genome assembly.
AAUUGAUAACAUGGAUGAUAUAGAACAACCGAAUGUAUCUAGCUCUAUUUGUUUAAGCGAUACUGAACCUGGGCCAAAUGAAAAUUUUGAUAGUGAUGAUUUCUUUACAAGACAACCAAAAAAGCGCAAAAAUCUGUCUAUAACCACAGAACAAAAAAAAAAGAAAAAAGUUUUCAGCAAAAGCAUAAUUCGUACAGAGAAUUUAAGUAAUGAAAGCACUACUAGACAUGAUAACGAUUAUAUAACUAACGAACACAAUAAUCAUAUAACCAACAAUGAUAUAGCUAAUGAACAUAAUUGCGAUUAUAUAACUAGCAAUAUGCCUGAAAGUAGCUCUAACACAAAUCAACCUCCUAAACCAAACCUUAAAGAUCUUCAACUUGUACCUAUUGAUAAGGUACUCAGAAAAAGUUGGAUAUGGUCUUAUUAUCAACUAUAUCAACCUGUACAACCAUAUAAAUGGAUAGUCAGAUGUUUGUUUAAAAUUAAUGGAAUUAAUGGAUUUCAACAAAUUACAGAGGAAUCUCAUAAACAACAACUUGAGCAACAGCAAUUUAAACAAAUAAAUAUUGAUGCGAUGUUCGCUAUAAAUGAUCCUAAACGAAAAGCAAGAAGAAAUCAAAAGUUUAUUAGUAUGCUGGUCAAGGAUCAUUUGCCUAUUAAUAUACGAGAAGAACCUGGUUUUAUAGAAUUUUUAGCAGAAUUUGACCCUAAUUAUCAAUAUCCAUAA